Molecule: messenger RNA, 535 nt
Organism: Racocetra persica
Lineage: Eukaryota; Fungi; Glomeromycota; Glomeromycetes; Diversisporales; Gigasporaceae
Source: the annotation of a GenBank genome assembly
AUGCAAAAAGCAAGUGAAAGAGCAAUAGCAGAAAGGCAAAAACAAGAAAGUGAAAAGGCAGAAAACAAGCAAAAGAGCAAUAGCAAAAAGACAAUACAGAAAACAAAAAGACAGAAAACAAAACAGCAUAAAAAAAACAAGCAAAAAGCAAACAGCAAAAAGACAAGUGAAACAAACAGCAAAAAAAGUAAAAAGAGCCCAAAAAGGCAAGCAAAAAGGCAAAAAAACAAAAAACAAACGAAGAUCAACACGAACAGAAAAAAAAAAUAUGCUGACAAAACUAAAUUAUUUGAUAGUGAAUUUAUUGACGCUGCACGUAACAAAGUGAUAAAUGAAGAGUUGAAUGAAGCAGUAGUUGAAAACUAUCAAGAUGCAUAUUAUGAAGUAAUAAAUAAAGAGUUAAACAAAUCACUAUCACCAAAUAAAGUAGAAGUUGAAAACUAUCAAGAUGACACAGGUCAUAGGCUUAUAUUUGAUAUGGACUCUUUGAAUAAAGAUUUAAAUGUUCCUGUUUCUCUGCUUCAAAUAACUUUAG